AUGGAAGGAAGGUCCAAGCUGAGGUAUUUGAAUUCGCUUGAAAUUGAAAGAGAUACAGUUUCAGAUGUUUCUGAAAAGAAGAAGUUUUUUCUGACAUUUCCUAUGCCUUAUAUGAAUGGAAGGUUGCAUCUUGGACACCUGUUUUCUGUGUCGAAGGCAGACUUUUUCAGCUACUACAAGGAGAUGGAGGGCUACAAUGUUCUGUUUCCAUUUGUGUUCCACUGCACGGGUAUGCCGAUAAGCGCAUCGGCAAAAAAGCUUAAAGAGGAGCUGAGUGGAGGAGAAGUGGAUCUUUCCGUGGAGAAGAUUAUAAAGGACCUUGGGUUUGAAGAUGCCAGGCCGUUUACAGAUCCCAUCCAUUGGGUAAGGACAUUUCCAGACCUGUGCACAAACUCUUUGAAAAGGUUCCACGGAAACAUAGACUGGAGAAGGUCGUUCAUAACCACCGAAAUCAAUAAGUACUAUGAUUCAUUCGUCAAGUGGCAGUUCAACAGGUUGAAUGGAUUGGGGUAUCUAUCCUUCGGAAAAAGGCACUCCAUAUUCUGUCCGAUAGAUAAGCAGACAUGCUUAGACCAUGAUCGUAGGAAAGGAGAGAAUGUGAAGCCCAUUGCCGUUGUCUUGUGCAAGCUGGUGUUUGAGGCAGGGGUUCUUCUUGCAAGAAUCAAGGAGGGCUGUGCGCCGUUGAAGGCAGUUGCUGGAAGGCAAAGUGAUUUUGUAGAGUUUGAGUACAAUGGACAGAAUUAUUUCGCAGAGAAGGAUAUUUUCGAGAAUAUGGAUGCUCAAGUGUGUGGAAUAAAUAGAAAAAGGUCUGUGAAAGGAGAUUUCUUCAUUGGCAAGCAAUUUGAGUCAUUUGGAAAUGAAGUAAAGUGUGAUAUCAUUGAAAGAGAUCUGCCCUGCAGCAUUAAGGGUAUACAAAGCAAGAAGGAUAGCGAGUUGAUAGAGCAUGUGAAGAAGGAAAUUGAAUUUAUCAAUAAGGUUGAAAAUACCGAAAUACGCCUUGCAGAAACAAAGUAUCUUUUGAAGUUCUACGAGCCUGAAGAGGAAGUUAUAAGUAGGUCUGGAGGAAAAUGCAUUGUUGCUUUGACUGAUCAGUGGUAUAUAGACUAUGACAAUGCCGAGUGGAAGAGGAGGGUCAAGGAAUGCAUUGACGGAAUGGUCUGUACCGAUGAUACAAGAGCGAUUUUAGAAGAGGCAUUGGAAUGGAUAGGAAAGUGGGGGUUUUCACGAUCAUUUGGACUUGGGACGAGAAUUCCUUGGGAUGAAAGAUACCUCAUUGACUCUCUUAGUGAUAGCACUAUUUACAUGGCAAUGUGCACCUUCAAACACUUUUUGUACAAGGAUUUGGAAGGGAAGGAGGAGAUAUUCCCAAGCAGCAAGCUUUCUGAUGAUGUGUGGAAUUACAUAUUCCUCAACCAAAGCGCAACAGGGGAGCUCAGGGACUUCGAGGAAAUACUAAGUAGUUGUAGGGAGUCAUUCAACUACUUCUAUCCUGUUGAUCUUCGUGUAAGUGGAAAGGAUUUACUGAAGAAUCAUCUCAUUUUCUUCUUGUUCAACCAUGUGGCUUUGUUUGAAAAGAAGCAUUGGCCAAGAAGAAUAUUUACAAAUGGAUAUCUCAUGCUGAACUCUGAAAAGAUGAGCAAGAGUUCGGGGAACUUUUUGACUGUUGAUGAGUCUCUAGAUAAGUUCGGCGUAAGCUCGACAAGGAUGUGCUUGGCAGUGUGUGGAGAUACAAACGAGGAUGCAAACUUUGUGGAAUCCAAUGCGAAUGCUUUUACUCUUAAGCUUUACUCAUAUGUAAAAAUGAUUGAGGAGCUGUGCGCUGGGAAGGACUUUAAUCCUUGCAUCUUGGGUCUCAUGAGAAAGUAUGGAGAGAUGGGCUUUGCAGACAAAUUCCUCCUACAGACGAUUUCUAUGAAUGUUGCACAUACUAUUCGCGCACAUGAAGAUAUGGUUUACAGAGAUGUGGUAAAGUAUGGAUUCUACGAAAUGAUACAUGCAAAAGAAAUGUAUCACAUUCUUGGGGGAACCAAUGACGAGAUUGUGUUUUUACUUUACAAGAGCAUGACUCAGCUGCUGUAUCCCAUCAUACCCUCAUUGGCACGGCAUCUGAUAGAAACAUAUUUUCACUCAAGCUUCUCUCUUCCUGCUCCAUUUUUGUCUGAUACAUCUGAGGUUGAUGCUGUUUCCCAUCUUAAGAACACUCUAAAGAGGCUGGUGACGCAAAAGAGAAAAAGAAAGUGCGAGGCUGUCGAGAUAUUGGUCGGGGUUGAGUAUUCCAAGUGGAAGAGGAGAUGCAUGAACAUCAUCGACCAGAUAAUUUGCGAGUGCAAGAUUUUGAACAUCAAUGUUUCUGAGGAAAUGAAGAAAAGUGAGUCUCACCUCUCAUCAAAGGCAAUAAAUGCCAUUAGAGAGGUUCUUAAGGAGUUUGGAGUACCUGAGAAAAAGGGCAUCCUAUUUUCGAUGGACUAUCUCAACCAUCCAGAGAACUAUUCAAUGAAAUUCAAUGAAUACGAGGUCCUAAAAACAUACAAGCGCUACAUUGAGGACAACACCGGGCUUGAAGUUAUGGUCUGCGUCAGCCCUAGGGCCGACCCUGGGGCUCCCCUGUUUGAGUUCAAAUAA
Molecule: messenger RNA, 2622 nt
Organism: Encephalitozoon hellem ATCC 50504
Lineage: Eukaryota; Fungi; Microsporidia; Unikaryonidae
Product: leucyl-tRNA synthetase
Exons: 1
Coding region: 1-2622 (873 amino acids)
Biological process (GO): leucyl-tRNA aminoacylation
Molecular function (GO): ATP binding; leucine-tRNA ligase activity
Source: RefSeq, a predicted model, not a curated record